Messenger RNA from Gracilinanus agilis (Agile Gracile Mouse Opossum), 1170 nucleotides. RefSeq names its product equilibrative nucleoside transporter 1-like. The record is from RefSeq and is a predicted model, not a curated record. Gene Ontology annotation, biological process: nucleoside transmembrane transport; uridine transmembrane transport. Gene Ontology annotation, cellular component: plasma membrane. The transcript is spliced from 3 exons. Gene Ontology annotation, molecular function: nucleoside transmembrane transporter activity. Lineage: Eukaryota; Metazoa; Chordata; Mammalia; Didelphimorphia; Didelphidae.
AUGUACUUGUACCUUUAUUUGGAUGGACAAACUAUAGAAAUUAUCAUUAUGUUUAUCUGGAACAGACAGUGCAGACAAAAAGUUUCUCCCAUAGUUGAACGAAAAGAAGAACCAUACCUAUCAAACUACCAAAGUUUCAAACAUUGUCUGGUGGCUAUUUUGCUGUUUGCCUUGACAGCCAUCCUGGUGAAAGUGCACCUUAACCCUUUGCCCUUCUUCACUGUCACCAUGGCCAAGAUUGUUAUCAUCAACUCAUUUAGUGCCAUUCUUCAGGGCAGCCUGUUUGGCCUGGCCAGUCUCCUGCCUGCCAGCUACACAGUUCCCAUGAGAGGCCAGAGUCUGGUGGGAACCUUUGUUGCUGUGGCCAUAAUUUGUGCCAUCACCAGUGAUUCCAAACUGGAAAAGAGUGCUUUUGGAUACUUUAUGAUGGCCUGUAGAGUCAUUGUCCUCUCUUUAUUAUACUAUUUGGUCCUGUUCAGACUGAAAUUCCUCCACUGUUGCCAGAAAAUAAAAGAUGUUGGGGAGUGAGAAACCAAAAUGGAUUUGAUUAAAAGAGGAACUUUGCAGAGGUUCUGCAAGUUUUACAGCUCCUCAGUAAGCCACACUUCCUCUUGGAGCACCUAUGAGAAGACUUCCAUUAUAGCUUUCCUCAGAGAGAACUGGGUUUUGGCAUUGUCUGUCUGCUUUGUCUUCACCAUCAUCAUUGGUGUGUUCCCUUCUGUGACCGCUAAGGUCAAGUCUACCAUUGCAGGGACCAGUACCUGGAAAAGUUAUUUCAUUCCUGUUUCCUGCUUCCUCACUUUCAAUAUCUUUGACUGGGCUGGCCAGAGCCUCACUUCUAUAUUCACGUGGCCAAAAAAGGACAGCCGGUGGCUACUUCUUGCUCUGGUGUUGUCAAAGAUUGUGUUUGAGCCAUUGCUGAUGCUAUGCAAUGUCCAUUCAAGGAAGAACCUGACUGUGAUCUUCCACCACGAUGCCUGGUUUAUCGCCUUCAUGAUGUUCUUUACUUUCUUCAUUGGCUACCUUGCCAAUCUGUGCAUAUGCUUUGGCCCCAAGAAAGUGAAACCUUCUUCGGCUGAGACUGCAGGUUCAAUCGUGGCCUUCUUUCUCUCCCUGGGCCUGGCCUUGGGUGCCUUAUUAUCUUUUCUGUUCUGGGCUAUAGUUUGGUGA